UCGACUGUCAGAUUAAUAACUAAAAAGCCGCCAAAAUCGCUACUUUCUUCAAAUCCCGCCGGUUCAUCAAAAUCCGAUCAGCGCCUUUGCAUUCCGACGUAUGAUGAUCGCGCGUCGUAUUGGUGCCCUAUUCAAGAAUUCUUCUGUAAUUCCCAAGCAAAGAAGACGAGUCCUCUUCUCUUGGUUCUCUACGGCUAACCCUAGACAAUCGUAUUUCUUCCGCGAUGGCUUUGAAGAGGAAAAAGGUGUCAGUGCCAUUUAUCAGCAGGCGCUCAAAUUUCAGCGACCAAACACGAUGAGAUGGCAGCAACAGUUGGUGAACGCCGUCAAUUUUAUUGGAUCAGUGGAUCGCCCUGUGCAGAAACUACCCUUCAAACACGACCGCUCCGACGUUGGGGCAUACACCGUGCUCCGUGUCAAAAACUCCGGUGAUACCAACCAUACGUUUAGCAUACUACUGCAAAUGCGGGAUGACCUAGCCAAGAUGUGUAUUGAAAAUCUCAAGCCAAAUGACGUGAUUCAUGUUUCAGGUAGUUUGGCGGGUUACGUAAAGAAUUAUCAGAGUGGAGAUCGGCAAUAUCUUUACAAGGUAGUUGUGAAAGAAGUGAAUCACAUCGCGCAAAGGGCUCAAGGCUCAACUAUCCGAAGUUUUGUGGAAUCACAAUCAGAAGAUUCCGGUGAAUCUAGGUUGGAGAGGUACAAUGAUCGCCUUCGCUUGUGGCAAGUUUUCUUCACUAGCCCAUAUGAAUGGUGGGAUAACAGGAAAUGCAAAACAAAUCCACAACAACCAGAUUUUAAGCACAAGGAUACUGGUGAAUCUCUUUGGCUAAGUCCAACUGAUCCUCCAUGGAUUAAAAGGCAACUGCAACUAAUAAGUUCAGAAAUGGCAGAAAGAAGCAAAGUAGAAGUGGGUACUUCAUCUCGUGUAUCUAGAUGGGUGUAUGAUUAGCACAACCCAGUGGCAAUUCAUCAGGACAUAAGAGACACAGCAUUUUGCAGGCCUGGAGAUGAGAGCUGGACAAUUUUACCAAGAAUCGAUGGUCUUGUUGAAGAUAUUUGGUAUUUCAAUGACAAGUUCUAUUUUAUCACAGAUCAUGGAGAUCUUGUGACCGGGGACUUCUCUGAUAUUGGUGUUCCAAAAGAGAAUGUCAUUAUAUCUAAAAAUGAUGAGGAACCGUUGCGAGGUUCAAGGUGGGUGGUUGAUACUUCUCUGAGUCUGUGUGCGACGAACUUCUCCUGGUUUACCAAAUCAUGAAUAGAAAUGUGGGACGUCACAGAGUGGGAUACGAUGAAGAUAUUGAAAAUGUGGACAAUAAAGCUUAUAGAACUGCUGGGUUUUUUAUUUACAGAUUGAUGAGCAGAGGAAAAAGUGGACUCCAUAUUGUUUAUGUGGGCGGGCAAUGCUUUUGGGGAUUAUUCGUGCGAUUGCAUUCUAACAGCAGAAUAUCAUGAGCUUAAAGAACACCAUAUUUACUUCACAGAUGAUUUUGCUGAGGCUUACUAUGAAAAUCCACAGGGGUACAAUGAUUUGGGUGUUUACAGUCCACAGGAUGGAAGUGUCGUCAAGUUCUAUGAGAAUGCUCCCUUUUGGACUGAUCCUUGCAUUUGGAUUGCACCUAAUUCACACUAAAAGGGUAUUAACUUGAUGAUGGUGCCUCUCUGGCUGGUUGACAAAUCUUCUGUUUGUUAGACUCUCGUAGUAUCUUUGUUCUUGCUUCUUAGGCCUUACAAGUGACUUAACUGGGUAUCUUAUUAUGUACAGAUGCUUUAGUUGCUACAUUGCUUGGAUGAUGAUUGGGAUAUGUGAUUUCAAGCUAAUGUUUUUUUUUUUCCCGAUUUACCUGCCAUAUUG
Messenger RNA from Tripterygium wilfordii, 1852 nucleotides. Its product is annotated as protein OSB1, mitochondrial-like. Bases 101 to 949 code for a protein of 282 amino acids. Gene Ontology annotation, biological process: mitochondrial DNA replication; positive regulation of helicase activity. Lineage: Eukaryota; Viridiplantae; Streptophyta; Magnoliopsida; Celastrales; Celastraceae. The transcript is spliced from 5 exons. The record is from RefSeq and is a predicted model, not a curated record. Gene Ontology annotation, molecular function: single-stranded DNA binding. Gene Ontology annotation, cellular component: mitochondrial nucleoid.